AUGCCUGCCCAACCCACUCUCCACAAGUCCAAGUCAAACCUCCGGCUCAAAUUGGGGUUCGCACCGGCCCGCCCAAAACCCACCUCGUCCGCUCGGGAACCAGCUCCUCCACUCCCGGUCGCGCCCUCCCCGCCUCGGUCAUCCACCCUCGCCAUCGCGGCCCUUACGUCGUCCACCUCGUCCACUGGUACCGGUACAAGCAGGCCCGACUCGCGAAGUCUGUUUGCGUACGACUCCACCUCCCCUUCUUCCCUCGGGCACGCCAACAGCAACGGCAACGCCAACGGGAUCACCACGACCGGUCUCACCUUCGACACCAUCUCCUACGCGUCCAACUCCCCCUCUUCCCUCGCGUUCAAUCACGCUAUCCUUCCUUCUCCUCGACACGGCGUCUACCCCACCCCCUCUACUUCCGGGUACGACACGCGCGACGAUACCGACGCGGACGCGGAUGGCGAGACGGACCUGGAAUUCCUGGACCAGGGCGACGGGCUCGACCGGCCUUCCCUCGAAGCCUACCCGAACAUUCGGAACACCAUCAAGGCGUCCGACGAUGUCUUCUUCGUCUCGGACGCGCAGCUCAGCGAUAGGUUCCACUUUGUCGCGGAAGUAGGAUUCGGGAAUUGGGGGUCGGUAUGGCUCGCCAAACCCCGUCGGCCGCGCUCCACCUACUUCUCCAACGGCGUUAUGACGCCUAGUCAGAAGGCGGUGAGAAAGCUGGGCAAGGCGGCAGCGGCGAGCGGAGGAAGCGGAGCGGGUGGGAAAGUCGCAAUGAAGAUUGUGCACAGGGUGCAGGAUUCGUGUACUGCAGCUCGCAUCAGAGCGCUCUGGGGCGAGAUGAAGAUCGUCCGGUCACUGAGGCACGAGCCUCACCCGUCUAUCAUCCAGUUCGAGGCGUUCUGUUUGACUCCCAGCUAUGCCGUCGUGAUCAUGCCCUACCUCUCGCACCUCAUCCAAGUCUGUCUCCCUCCCAAGCGCGCCACCCCCUACUUUCGCCAACUCGCCUCCGCCGUCGGAUAUCUGCACGAGCGCGGUAUCACCCAUAACGAUAUCAAGCCCGCCAACGUCAUGAUCAGCCACAACGAUAUUCCCGUCUUGGUCGACUUUGGGUUUGCACACAAGUGGCCGACAGAUGGGAGGGGUGCUUUCUUGAGUACAAUCAGCUGGGGGACGCCAGAGUAUCUGGACCCGUAUCGCGCUCAAGGAUUGCCGCACGAUGAGCGUGCCUCAGACGUUUGGUCUCUUGCUAUCACAUUCUACGAGAUCCUUAUCGGCCGUACCCCGUUCGAGGAGAACGAGGAGGAAGACUUCCAGGAGGAAGGGCGGUAUGCCGUAUAUCUCGAGCGCGCGCUCAGUGGGGAGUGGCUCGGCGAGUACUACAUCCCGAAUGACCUUAUUCACCUCCUCCAAAACAUGCUUCACCCCGACGCCCAGCAGCGCCUGACCGCCAUGAACGCCUACCAUCACCCCGCGCUCCACCCCGCGGCACCCUCCGUCAUCGUCACCCCGCACUUUAUCCGCGAGGCCACCUUCGACGUCGACGCGUACGCUGAACAGCCCGUCCCUACGCUUGCGCCCGUCGGUGUCGCCCUCGACGGGUACGGCGGUUACGCCAACGGAAGUACGGAUCCCAACGUCGAGAAGCGCCGGAAGAAGAAGAAGGUUGCGCCGAAAGAAGGAGCCAGGAGCGUCACGCCGGCUCUUCCGCUUGGGGAGAGCAUCAAGCAGCAUACGUCUAUGCCUCGCCCGAAGAAGCAGGGUCAGGGUCAGGGUCAAGACGGCGAGGGAUUGACGCCGAGCCCCAAGAAGGGGAGUAGACUGGUGAUUAAGAAGAUGAGGAGUGAGGAGGUGGUCGGUGGGGAUGUCAAGGAUAAGGAGGACCCGACUCCCACCAAGAUUGUCAAGCCGGCUCAGCCACUCAAAAUGGUGGAAACAACUGCUGUUAAGGCCGACAAGAAGCUCAUCUCGCGCCCGUCCCAAGCUCAGCUCCGGGCCGUCGCCAAUGCCAACGCCAAAGCCGCCAAGCACGAUUCGGGACUUACGUCCAAGACUGGCGGAACCAACUCGACUCGGUCAUCCCUCCUCACCACGACCACGUCCAAGGAGAACCUCCACCCUUCCAAGUCCACCAAGACCAAGACGCUCUCUCAACGGACUUCCAACCUGUCUACUCUGUCGACCGUUUCGACAGUCCAGGGCGAGAAGAAUGAGGAUGAGGCUCGACUUCAUACGUUGCAGUCCCUCGAGGGUGUCCGGUCUGUCUCCGGUGCUGGCGCGGGAGGCAAGAAGAGGGAUGUGUUGGCGGCUAUUUCGAGGCCGGCGCCGGAGCCGCCGAGGCCCAGGUCUGCUGGUACAAUUGAGACUGGGGAGGGGAAGAAGGAGAAGGAGGCGCAGAGGAGGAGUUGGGCGGCGGAGAGGGCGAUGGCGCUGGAGGAGGUGGAGGAGAUGGAGGAGCAGCAGCAGCCUGUCGACGUCGCAUUCCACACUGCGCCUAGGUCAACUCAGUCCCCUAUGGCCCAUGUGGGCUCUCCGCCCCGGAAGCGGCUCGCCAAGCCCGCGGUGCCCGACUCGGCUGCGUCCGGCGAGCAUGCAGAUGAGCGGGCGCCUCCGCCCCGACUGGCGUUUGUGUCACCCGGCAAGAAGUCGGCGGGGUCGCCGAAUCGGGUCGAGAAGGAGAAGAUGAUGACACAGGAUGGUGAGCCCGCCUUUCUGCUGGUGUACUUUAAUCUUGAGGGAGACGAGCUGACUGAGACAGAAGACAAGUUGGGCCGGUUCAGGCAGAUCUCGGCUGAUCUUACCCCUGCUCAAUUCACCCCUUCUUCUGCCCGAGCCAGUGCCGUCGCUCCAGCCGCUACCAACACCGCUCCCGCCAUCGCCUCCACGGCCACGACUGAGCCGAGCCUACAGCACCGCAAGUCCAUCGAAGCGCUCGCUCUCGACAAUCGUCUCGAUAAGAUUUCAGAAUGGGUCAAGACUGUCGAGUCUAUCGUCGACGAGGCUCGGAAGGCGCUCGCGGAGGGUCGAGAGCUUCCCCUUCCUCUCCUCACUAUCCCCACUCCGGCGGAUAUGGCCGGUAUUCCCGGUCUCCCAUCUAUGCCUUCGACAAUCACCGAGCGCAACCGGAUGUUCGGUGUCUCCCCGCCCAAAGCGAUCCCGGAGCACCUCCGGACGUCCUCUGUCCAGGUGGAGCCCGCGACGCCGCCCAAGUGGAUGACGUAUGCGGAGGCGGAAGAGAAGAUCCGGAAGGCGAAUGUGUGGAUGGGGGAGGGCAAGGGAGGGAAAGCUGAUGAUACAGUGGCUAGUGUUUUGAAGCUGUUUGGGGCGGAGAAGGAGAAGGAGAAGGAGCGUGGUGUUCGGUCUUCUACCCCCGAACCAAACAUGCACAUCCCCCUCAAGCCCCCUGCGCCCGCACUCCGCGCCACCCCUUCCACACCUAUGCUCCGUUCCGACUCAUCCGCCGCCGCCGCUACAACUCGCAUCCCCGCACGCAAGUCGGAAUCCAACCUCCGGGCAUUCAACACCCUCCCCGCCUCGUCCCACAUCACAUUCUCGGACAUCCUGCAGCAGUCUGCAUUCUCGGACGACGAGGAUGACGAUGAUGAGGACUAUGGGCGCGGUCAGGCCCGCUCUACCGCCGGUGGAAGGCCAGGAAGCCCAAGGUCCCCUCGGAGACUAUAUGAGCGGUUCCUCGACUCCACGCCUGGCGUGGUGCGUCAAGGGGACGGCUGGAGUAGCCUGUCUAGCGGAAGGGCACUCGCCAAGCCGAGCUCGAUGGCUAGUCUUCGGGAACGCGCCCGGGCUUUGCUGCACGGCGACACGUUCACUCCGAACCCUACCUCCAUCGGCGGCGUCACUGGCACGACGGGUACGACCGGCAACAAGCGGGAUAUCAUCGACUUGGCGAAUCAAGAACGGAGGAACUCGAAGCAGCCCCUCGUCCAUUCGUCCACCCAGGGAGACAAGUUCGGGACGGCCAACUCGGCGGCGAUGUCGACCUUCUCGGCUGGAGCUGGCGCUGGCGCGGGAGGAGGCGGGAUGGGCAGGCCCAAUAUGCCCGGAGCAGGGAGCGUGUUGACCAUCGGGACGUCGACGUCGAUGGGUGGAGGUGGGGGGCAGAAGGGGUGGGGGAUCUGGAAGGGCCUCAAAGGGCUGGGGAAGAAGGGGAGGGGGAUGGAUAAGGUGGAGGAGAUCCAUGCGUAG
Molecule: messenger RNA, 4200 nt
Organism: Dioszegia hungarica
Lineage: Eukaryota; Fungi; Basidiomycota; Tremellomycetes; Tremellales; Bulleribasidiaceae
Exons: 12
Coding region: 1-4200 (1399 amino acids)
Biological process (GO): peptidyl-serine phosphorylation; autophagy
Cellular component (GO): cytoplasm
Molecular function (GO): ATP binding; protein serine/threonine kinase activity
Source: RefSeq, a predicted model, not a curated record